AUGCAUUAUGCCUACCUAUGUAAAAAAAGUAAACUUUUGCCGGUCUACUGUCUCCAUCUUGCAGCAGCUAACAAACCUCAUCGCCAUUUGCAGAUAUCACAGCAAAUCAGCAUUCAUCUUCUCAUUCCCCUCCAUGGUCAUCUUCAUCAACUACUGCUCUGUCCCAAAUCAUCUCUGUGUGUUUCACUGUGUGUGAGAGAUGCAACGAGAGUGGGCAGACAGAGGAGAGAGAAAGAGAAAAACACCCAUCAAGAUUCACUUCAAUUCAAAAACAUUAAAUUAAAUUUGAGAUCUCGCUAUCUGUCUCCAUUAGGAUACAUACAACUCUCAACUCGGAUUUCCUUAAAAGAAAUCUCAUGUUUUGUUUAUUGUAGACAUACAAAGAAGAAAGCGAAACCCGAAGCUUCAUUUCCCUUUUCUGCGAUUUCUGUUCCUGAAUCCUCACCUGCUGCGCCUCCCAUUCCUUCAAUUCCAGCAUCAAUGGCCGACUUCACUUCAGGAACUGAAAUCGAUAUCACGAAGCACCAACACAGUUCAAGUCGAAAGGUUCUUAUUGGGCUUAUCACAGCUUCGUCUGUGAUGGCAAUCAUCAUAGUGUCCAUCAUGUGUUUGUGGAUAUGCCACAGAAAGAAUAUACACAAAUCAGGCAAAAUCGGUACCAAAAAAUUAGAUUCUUUGAGAGGGCUUCCAUUGAGUUCAUUCGUUAGCAGAACUAACGGUGUUUUCAAAACCAAAAUCGAAAAGGGAUCGGUGGUUGUUAUGGAUUAUAACGUGUUAGAAUCAGCAACAAAUAACUUCGGUGAAAGCGAGAUAUUAGGCGUAGGUGGAUUUGGAUGCGUGUAUAAAGCUCGACUCGAUGAUAAUUUGCAUGUAGCUGUUAAAAGAUUAGAUGGUAUUAGUCAAGACGCCAUUAAAGAAUUCCAGACGGAGGUGGAUCUAUUGAGUAAAAUUCAUCAUUCGAAUAUAAUCACCUUAUUGGGAUAUUGUGUUCAUGAUGAAACCAAGCUUCUUGUUUAUGAACUGAUGCAUAAUGGAUCUUUAGAAAAUCAAUUACAUGGGCCUUCCAGUGGAUCCAAUUUAACAUGGCAUUGCAGGAUGAAGAUUGCUCUAGAUACAGCAAGGGGAUUAGAAUAUUUGCAUGAGAACUGCAAACCAUCGGUGAUUCAUAGAGAUCUGAAAUCAUCUAAUAUCCUUCUGGAUUCCAGCUUCAAUGCUAAGCUUUCAGAUUUUGGUCUUGCUAUAAUGGAUGGGGCCCAGAACAAAAACAACAUUAAGCUUUCAGGGACAUUGGGUUAUGUAGCUCCUGAGUAUCUUUUAGAUGGAAAAUUGACUGAUAAAAGUGACGUUUAUGCAUUUGGAGUUGUACUUUUAGAGCUUUUACUUGGAAGGCGACCUGUAGAAAAAUUAGCAGAAUCUCAAUGCCAAUCUAUUGUCACUUGGGCAAUGCCACAGUUAACAGACAGAUCAAAGCUUCCGAAUAUUGUAGAUCCCGUGAUCAGAUACACAAUGGAUCUCAAGCACCUGUACCAAGUUGCUGCGGUGGCUGUGCUAUGUGUACAACCGGAACCAAGCUACCGGCCAUUAAUAACCGACGUCUUGCAUUCUCUGAUCCCUCUUGUCCCCGUUGAGCUUGGAGGGACUCUAAGACUUACACAAACAAGGCCUUCGGUAUCAGUCGAACCAUGAUUUCCUCAUCUACCUAUUUGUUUAGGUUUUCUUUUUUAUUUUUAUUUUGUGGGUUUUGUUUUUAAAGAUGAAAAAGAGAAGAAAAGGGCAAAGUGAGGGUGUUUAUUAGAAUAUUUAUUUAUUUGGGGGGUAGAUGGGUAAAAAGAUGUAUUUGGNNNGGGGUGGGAAUGGAUAUGUAAACUUGAAAAGGGGAUCCAUAUGUAAAUGAGAGGGGGGGAGGUGUUAUUGGUUUUGGAGUCAUUGUAUGGG
Lactuca virosa is the source of this 1935-nucleotide messenger RNA. The record is from the annotation of a GenBank genome assembly. Lineage: Eukaryota; Viridiplantae; Streptophyta; Magnoliopsida; Asterales; Asteraceae.